This is a messenger RNA of Parathielavia appendiculata, 930 nucleotides long. RefSeq lists its product as uncharacterized. The coding region runs from base 88 to 930 and encodes 280 amino acids. The record is from RefSeq and is a predicted model, not a curated record. The transcript has 2 exons. Lineage: Eukaryota; Fungi; Ascomycota; Sordariomycetes; Sordariales; Chaetomiaceae.
GACCAAUAUAAAUUCAGACGCACUCUCAUCAUUCUAAUUAGAUACACUCAUAACGCAUUUGUUCGAGAUUCAGCGAACAAUUUCAAAAUGGGCCAAAAGAAGAGAAAUCACCUUAGGAAGUCCUCGGAGGAAAAAGAAAAGUUCGUCAAAUCCGAGAACGACGAAAAGCAAUCGAGGGCCAAAAAGGAUAAAAAAGGGUCAUCGAAAGCUCCAACUGCCAAAUCCGAAAAAGCCACAAAGAAUAAAGAAAACUCAUCGAAGGCUGAAAAUGAAGAGAUAGAGGUCUGGCAAGCGCCACAAGAUGUUGGCAGGUCACCAUUUGAUGGUGAUACAGAUAUGAAAGAAGCUGGCAAAGAAAAUAACGACGGUUCCGAUGACGAUCCAGAAGGUAGUUCCUAUGACGGUUCCGAUGCCGGCUCCGAUGCCGGCUCCGAUGCCGGCUCCGAUAAUGGCUCCGAUGACAGCUCUAAUGAUACCUCUCCCAGCUCAGAUAGUGAGAGAGGUAGACGUGACGGUAAAGCUGGCGGUAACAAGGCGCGGAUGGAUUUCGGAAGAGCGACCACGGAGGAAAGGGACUUGUACCCAAUAGAACAACAGGAGAACCGGAAACCGUCGGGAAAGCGCAAAAACCACAUUACGUUGGUUGGAGAUCCUGAAUUGCAAACACGAGAGGAAACCCUUGCUAGGAUCGUCGGUAUCACACCAUUAGGAAUGAUCUGGGUUGGGCUUCCAAGCCUGAAUAAGAAUAACCCCGAUGUCGAGAGAGGCUACCAUAUAAAGGGGACAGACUAUUCCAAGGAAAAAGCCGAGUAUAUCGCAAAUGGCGGCCUAAAAUUUGUUCCAGGAGACGAGAAACUCCUUAUCGGUUGCACCCUGGAAAAACUCAUCGUGAACAGCGUUGCUUAUGACUUGCAAGAAUUUGCACGUUAA